Nakaseomyces glabratus is the source of this 1302-nucleotide messenger RNA. It is a transcript of the gene RPD3, whose product is annotated as histone deacetylase RPD3. Lineage: Eukaryota; Fungi; Ascomycota; Saccharomycetes; Saccharomycetales; Saccharomycetaceae. The record is from RefSeq and is a predicted model, not a curated record. Gene Ontology annotation, biological process: negative regulation of transcription by RNA polymerase II. Gene Ontology annotation, molecular function: histone deacetylase activity. Gene Ontology annotation, cellular component: nucleus; Rpd3L-Expanded complex.
AUGGUGUAUGAGUCGAAGCCGUUUGAUCCGAUCACGGUGAAGCCCAAUGACAAGAAGCGUGUGGCCUACUUCUAUGAUGCGGAUGUUGGAAACUAUGCCUAUGGUGCGGGACACCCUAUGAAGCCGCAUAGGAUAAGGAUGACGCACUCGCUGAUUAUGAACUAUGGGCUGUACAAGAAGAUGGAGAUAUACCGGGCCAAGCCGGCCACGAAGCAGGAGAUGUGUCAGUUCCACACGGACGAGUACAUCGACUUCUUGUCCCGUGUUACACCGGACAACUUGGAGAUGUUCAAGAAAGAGAGUGUCAAGUUCAAUGUCGGUGACGAUUGUCCCGUGUUUGACGGUCUGUAUGAGUAUUGUAGCAUAUCGGGUGGUGGGUCUAUGGAAGGCGCUGCCCGGUUGAACAGAGGCAAGUGUGACGUUGCCAUCAACUAUGCGGGUGGUCUGCACCACGCCAAGAAGUCGGAGGCGUCUGGUUUCUGUUAUUUAAAUGACAUCGUGCUUGGAAUAAUCGAGUUGCUGAGGUACCACCCUAGAGUGCUCUACAUCGACAUCGAUGUGCACCACGGUGACGGUGUGGAAGAGGCCUUUUACACAACAGACAGAGUCAUGACUUGUUCGUUCCACAAAUACGGUGAGUUCUUCCCCGGUACUGGUGAACUGAGGGACAUCGGUGUAGGAAAGGGUAAAUACUACGCGGUGAAUGUGCCACUGAGGGACGGUAUCGAUGACGCUACCUACAGAUCAGUGUUUGAACCCGUGAUUGGCAAGAUCAUGGAGUGGUAUCAGCCAUCUGCCGUGGUGUUGCAAUGUGGUGGUGAUUCGCUUUCCGGAGAUCGUCUGGGUUGUUUCAAUUUAUCUAUGGAGGGACACGCCAACUGUGUGAACUACGUGAAAUCAUUUGGUAUCCCCAUGAUGGUCGUUGGUGGCGGUGGUUACACAAUGAGAAACGUUGCUAGGACGUGGUGUUUCGAAACAGGGCUACUGAAUAACGUGGUGCUAGACCAAGAACUACCGUACAAUGAGUACUACGAGUACUACGGCCCCGAUUACAAGCUGGACGUCAGACCAUCCAACAUGUACAACGUAAAUACACCAGAGUACCUGGACAAGAUACUGCUGGGCAUAUUCCAGAACCUGGAGAACACCAAGUACGCGCCUAGUGUGCAACUGAACAAUGUGCCCAACGACCCAGAGGACAAAGGUGACGAAGAAGAGGACACGAACGAGGCGAAGGACACCAAAGGUGGCUCCCAAUACGCCAGAGACAACAUGGUGCAGAACGACACAGAGUUUUACUAG